UUGAUGACGUUUGUCGUGACUGCUGCUGCACCCACAACAAGCCUGUCACUUCACUCAGUCCCUGGUUAUUACUCUGAGUUUUUAUCAAACCAUCACGACAUCUGGACUCGGUUGAUUCGAUAAAGCACAGCUAUGUGCAGCUGUGUGCGGGGCUCCAGGGCUCUGUCCCCUGUCCUUCUCCCCCGGCUGCUGCUGCCCCACACGGGGUACAGGUCAGCCAGCAGGGGCCUCUGGACUUCCCCCCACUGCAUGACUGUGAGUGGAGACUCCCAGCCGCUGCCCCUGCCCAGCCAGGCCCGGGUGGUGAUCUGUGGAGGAGGCAUUGUGGGAACAUCAGUGGCCUACCAUCUGGCCAAACUGGGCUGGACUGACAUCGUGCUGCUGGAGCAGGGCAGACUCGGGGCAGGAACAACGAGACUGUGUGCUGGCAUAGUCAGCGUGGCGAAGCCUAUUUCCAUUGAGUGUCAAAUGGCAAACUACUCCAACAAUCUUUACCAGCAGCUGGAGGAGGAGACUGGAGUGAAAACAGGGUACAUCAAGACGGGUUCUCUGUGUCUGGCCCAAAAUCAGGAUCGCUUUCUCUCUUUGAAACGUCUGGCGUCCAGACUAAGGGUGAUGGGGAUCAGCUGUAACAUCAUUAAGCCUAAAGAGGUGGCUAAACUCCACCCUCUUGUGAACAUCCAUGAUCUGGUGGGGGCGCUCCACCUUCCUGCAGAUGCUGUGGUAUCUCCUCCUGAUGUCAACCACGCCCUGGCUGUGGCUGCUGCUGGACACGGGGUUCAGAUCUUGGACCGAACCAGUGUCCAGCAGGUUCUGGUGGAGAAGGGUCAAGUGAUGGCGGUGGAAACUGACCGUGGCUCCAUCGAGUGUGAAUAUUUUGUCAACUGUGCCGGACAGUGGGCCUACGAGCUGGGCCAGGCGAGUGAGACCAAGGUGUCAGUUCCUCUUCAUGGCUGUGAACACUUCUAUCUCCUCACCAAACCCCUGCAGGGGUCCCUACCGCCCGGCAUGCCAGUGGUCAUCGAUAUGGACGGAAGGAUAUACGUACGGCCAUGGCAGGGAGGCCUUCUGUCCGGGGGCUUUGAGAAGAACCCCAAGCCUAUUUUCACUGAGGGCCGGAACCAGCUGGAGAUCCAGAACAUGCAGGAGGACUGGGACCACUUUG
Labrus bergylta (ballan wrasse) is the source of this 1165-nucleotide messenger RNA. The record is from RefSeq and is a predicted model, not a curated record. NCBI's taxonomy places the organism in Eukaryota, Metazoa, Chordata, Actinopteri, Labriformes, Labridae.